AAAUAUAUGAACUUGAAUUUCUACCUCUUUUAUAUGACGAGAGGUUAGCGGGAAAGUGCGGAUUUUUUCUCGCUCCCUCAUGGAAGCUUUCCGAAAGCUUGAGAAAAUUGGAGAAGGAACAUACGGCGUUGUCUAUAAAGCAAAAGAUAUCGAAACAGGACAAACGGUCGCUUUGAAAAAGAUUCGGUUAGAUGCGGAAUCUGAUGGAGUUCCAAGCACAGCAAUAAGGGAAAUUUCUUUACUCAAAGAACUAAAUCACCCAAAUGUGGUGAGAUUGUUGGAUGUGGUUCCCAGUGAAAAGAAGCUCUUCAUGGUGUUUGAGUUCCUUGAUAGAGACCUUAAAAAAUACAUGGACUCAGUACCUGCUGGUGGAAUUUCACUACCUUUAGUCAAGAGCUACCUCUAUCAGUUGUUAAGUGGUAUUGCAUUCUGUCACUCACACCGAAUCCUACACAGAGAUCUAAAGCCACAGAAUCUUCUUAUAGACGCUCAUGGAUCCAUAAAGCUGGCAGAUUUUGGUCUUGCUAGAGCUUUUGGAGUACCAGUUAGAUCUUAUACACAUGAAGUAGUAACCCUGUGGUAUAGGGCACCUGAAAUUCUCUUGGGUUGCCGUUAUUACUCCACCCCCGUAGAUGUGUGGAGUAUUGGAUGUAUAUUUGCCGAAAUGAUAACCAGAAGAGCUCUUUUCCCUGGAGACUCAGAAAUUGAUCAGCUAUAUCGAAUUUUUAGAACAUUAGGAACUCCAGAUGAGAGACUAUGGCCAGGAGUAUCUGAGCUCCCUGAUUAUAAAACAUCUUUUCCCAAAUGGCCUGUGCAAAAUCUUCUCCAAGUUAUUCCUGCUUUAGGUCAAUCAGGUGCUGAUUUAUUACAGCAAAUGCUUAAAUAUGAACCAACAAGUCGCAUAUCAGCCAGGAAUGCUCUAAGUCAUCCUUUCUUUAGUGAUGUAAGAAGAAGUGCACCAAAAUCAUGAACCACUUUCAAGGUUCUCCAUCUUCCCCACUUCCAUAACUAGAGGAUGACAGAAUAACUAUUUAUAACUAAAAAAGUGUUUAUAAAUGUCACACAAACUUGUUCCUGGAGCUCAAUACUCAUGGAACUCACCCAAACAGCAUGGUGGCCAUAGUUUUGUGCUAUUUCAGAUAAGGCACUUUUCUUCUACUCUCAUUACAAUAUUGUCACAAGAACAUCAUUUUAAAAACUGCAGUAGAAAUGCAGUUUCCAUACUUCUUUCUUUACAAGAUGAAUUAGAAUUAUUGCAAAGAAAUGGCUUAGAGUCAGCUAUAUUUUAAAGCCACUUCAAAUGCUGGUGCUUUUAAAUUUACUAUUUUGUGGAAUUUCUGGUCAUUAGCUUUACAUUACUCAUUGUAAAUACUUGUACUCGUGUGCCUGUUGUACUGUAGAUACAUGAUACCUUAAGAUGAAAUGUUUCCAUUGUAUUACUUAAUUUAAAGUACUGAUGAAAGGCACUAACAGGAGUGCAAAUAUUUGAAAGAAAAUUGUACAUGUAU
This is a messenger RNA of Pocillopora verrucosa, 1508 nucleotides long. RefSeq names its product cyclin-dependent kinase 2-like. Gene Ontology annotation, molecular function: cyclin-dependent protein serine/threonine kinase activity; ATP binding; cyclin binding. Lineage: Eukaryota; Metazoa; Cnidaria; Anthozoa; Scleractinia; Pocilloporidae. The record is from RefSeq and is a predicted model, not a curated record. Gene Ontology annotation, cellular component: nucleus; cyclin-dependent protein kinase holoenzyme complex; cytoplasm. Gene Ontology annotation, biological process: regulation of G2/M transition of mitotic cell cycle; protein phosphorylation; signal transduction.